GUCUCUGCCGAGAAACCACCAUUCUACUUUCCACUCUGCUGCUGGACACAACCACACCCUUCCCACCCCAGACAAGCCCCAUGGAGAGCUCAGAUGUGGAGCUGGACUUCCAGAGAAGUGUACAGGCUGUGCUCAGAGAGCUCAACACCCCAGCCCCGGCCCUCCAGAGUAACCGGGGCAUGUGGAGAUGGUCUCUGCAUAAGAAGGUGGAGAGAAAUCCAGGAAGGAGCUCUGUGUUGGUACGAAUUCUGCUCAGAGAGCUGGAGAAGGCAGAAAGGGAGGAUGUACGGCGUGUCAUCAUUCCCUUGCUGCUCACUCUAAUGUACGUGCUCACUAAGCAGGCCACGGGCAUCACAGAAGAGCUCUACCGUAGAGCGUACACCUUCUGCACAAGGCUGCUGACCCUGCCUGCCCCUUACUCUACGGUCGCCUUGGACUGUGCCAUAAGACUGAAAACAGAGGCAGCCGUCCCAGGUACACUGUACCAAAGGACUGUCAUUGCAGAGCAGAACCUGAUGAGUGAACUAUACCCUUACCAGGAGAGAGUGUUCCUGUUUGUGGACCCUGAGCUGGUUUCUCCGUCCGUGUGCAGCGCCUUGCUGCUGGAGAUUGAGGCAGCCCAGGAGCAGCAGACACCUGAGGCCUGCAUGCGCCAUGUGGUCUCCCACGCCCUGCAGGCAGCUCUGGGGGAUGCCUGCCACACAGGGGCUCUGAACAGGAAGCUGCAGGCCAGCUCCCGUCGGGUCCUGGAAUACUAUUUCCACGCCGUAGUGGCUGCCAUAGAGCAAGUGGCUAGUGAGGACAGUCCCAGCCGGCUGGGACACCUGGAGAGACUAGAGGAGAUUUACUGCUCGCUGCUAGGCCCAGCAGCCACAAGAAGGCGCUUCGUGGGUGACCUUCUCCAAGAUGGACCAGCAAGCAUCCCCCUGCCCAGCCCCUACAUCACCUUCCACCUGUGGACGGACCAGGAGCAGCUCUGGAAGGAACUGGUGCUCUUCCUUCGUCCACACUCCCAGCUGCGCCUCAGUACUGACUUGGAGGCCUUGGAUCUACAAGGAUUUAGGACAGACUGGGACUUGGCCCGAGUGUCCACCGACAGUGGGAUUGAGCGAGACCUUCCUUUGGGAAGUGACGAGCUCCCGGAACCCAGCAGCUCUGAGAUGGAGCGGGCUGCACUACAGCGCAGGGGGGGCAUCAAGAAGCGGGUGGGGCCCCCUGCCUUCUCCAUGCCUGGCAGCUGGGAUGGGCCCCCAGGGUUGCAUCGGAGGACUGGCAGGCCCAGCGGGGACGGGGAGCUGCUGCCUGGCGUCUCCAGGGUGCACACAGCCCGCGUGCUCGUGCUGGGAGAUGAUAGGAUGCUCGGACGCUUGGCCCAGGCUUACUACAGACUCAGGAAACGGGAAACCAAGAAGUUCUGCCUCACUCCUAGACUCAGCCUGCAGCUCUACUACAUCCCUGUGCUGACGCCUCAGGAUCCAGAGGUAUCCGGAAAGCCUGAGCUGGGAGAGCUCGCUUCCUUCCUGGGUCAAGCAGACCCGUGGUAUGAAAGCACUGUCAACACCCUGUGUCCUGCCAUCCUCAAGCUGGCCGAGAUGCCUCCCUGCUUUGACAUGUCCCAGACUGUGGACCCCUUUAUCCUGGAUGUAAUCACUUACUAUGUUCGCAUGGGCACCCAACCCAUCUAUUUCCAGCUCUACAAGGUUAAGAUCUUCACCAACCUGAGUCAUGACCCUACAGAGGACAUUUUCCUCACUGAGCUGAAGGUGAAGAUCCAAGACUCCAAGUCCCCCAAAGAGGGCUCUUCUCCACGAAGGAAAGGGGCAGCUGAGGGCACAGGAGCUGAGCUGUCUGUGUGCUACCAGAAGGCCCUGCUUAGCCACAGGCCCCGAGAAGUCACUGUUUCUCUGAGGGCCACCGGGCUGGUCCUGAAGGCCCUUCCAGCUGGUGACACUGAAGGGUUCUCCCACUGCACCUCCCCAAAUGCUGCUUCUGCUACAGGCUGCAUGUGCCUGCGUGUCAGUGUGACUGAGGUUGUCAAGUCCUCCAACCUGGCAGGAAGGUCGUUCACUACAGUGGCAAACACCUUCCGGACAUCCAGUAUCCAAGUCCAGAGCCAAGACCAGAGGCUGCUGACACUGUGGCUGGACAAGGACAGCCGGCGAACUUUCAGGAAUGUGGUCAGAUUUGAGGUUAGCCCCUGCCCAGAGCCAUGUUCACGGGCCCAGAAAUCCAAGAUGUCGGGCCUCAAUUCACACGGGCAGGAGGCAGAAAAGAAUAUGGCCAAGCUCAAUCCCCUUCUGAUGCCCAUCAACACAUUCUCUGGCAUCAUCCAGUGAGCCUGCCAGGACAGUAGAAGAUCAGGAUCCAAGGGCAGCAGACCCAAGAAGAAGGAAACACUACCUACCCACCCAUAUCACUCACACUGACAGCCUCACUGGGUAGCUCUGCUUGGACCAGGAUCCAGAGAAUGCCUGGGAGUUGAGAGAGCCUAAAUUGUGAUGAAGAAGGGGGCAUGAGAUGAAGAAGGACUCAUUCCAAGGCUGAUGGAUUGCUGGACAAGGCUGGGGUGGAAUGAACACAAGCACACACAACCCAGCUUCUUCCAGAAACUUCAUUCUUGUGUUGAUGUUCAUCUCCCAGUUCUCAAACUGUCUUCAUCACCAAUUCAAGCUCCCUAUGGAGUCCAAAUGGCUGCUGGUAUAGCUGGGUGGUUCAGUGGUAGAGCACAUGCCUAGUUUAUGAAAGGCCUUGGGUUUGACUCCAGCACCAUAGAAAGGGGGUCAGAGCUGAUGGGUACCAUUUUUAUACAGUGUUAUUGCUCAAGAAGAAACUGUACCUUCUUUAGCUGAGUCUGUACCAUCCUUUCCAGCUCUCAGGCCAUACAUGGUUCACUGGUGCUGAGGUGGGUCUGUCUCAGUAGAGAAGAGAAUGUCAGCAUUAAUAAAAGCACACUAAAGUGUU
Messenger RNA from Phodopus roborovskii (desert hamster), 2961 nucleotides. RefSeq names its product phosphoinositide-3-kinase regulatory subunit 6 (gene Pik3r6). Gene Ontology annotation, cellular component: phosphatidylinositol 3-kinase complex, class IB. The transcript has 19 exons. Gene Ontology annotation, molecular function: 1-phosphatidylinositol-3-kinase regulator activity. Bases 81 to 2336 code for a protein of 751 amino acids. NCBI's taxonomy places the organism in Eukaryota, Metazoa, Chordata, Mammalia, Rodentia, Cricetidae. Gene Ontology annotation, biological process: positive regulation of MAP kinase activity; G protein-coupled receptor signaling pathway. The record is from RefSeq and is a predicted model, not a curated record.